UUUAUUUGACAAUAUAUUAAUUAAAGCUUUUUGAAUCGUUCAAUUCAACGUUAUUGAAUCGUGGCAAAAUAUUUGACUUUGUUUGAUAUAAAAAGAAUGCUUGUAAAAACGAUGAAUAAACGUAAUCAAGAUAAGGAAAGUGAUAUGAGUGAAGAAGAUAAGAAAUUACAGGAAGAAUUGCUACAAGCAGUUGAUAUAUUACAAGGUAAAGAUGAAAUAGCUAUGUUGCUGUCAUUGAAUCAUCUGAGAAUGUUGAUACGUACAUCUACGACUUCGAUGACAUCCGUUCCGAAGCCCCUCAAAUAUUUGAGAAAUUUUUAUCCGAACUUGCGCAACACUUACGAAAAACUCAAAAGGGAAGAGGCAAAGAUACGUUUUGCAGAAAUCCUGAGUGUACUCGCUCUCGCUGGAGCUACUCCGGAAUCCAAAGAUUGUCUGAAUUUUUGUAUCAAAGGAGCUGUGGAUAAUCCCGGGGAAUGGGGCCAUGAAUACGUGCGACAACUCGAGGCACAGAUCGUCGAUGAAUGGACGAAUGCACCGAUCAAAGAGGAGCGUGAGAUCCGAAAACGUCUUACACCCUUGAUCAAGAGCAUCAUAGCGUUCGACACGAGACACAAUGCGGAAAUACAAGCAUGCGAUUUAUGCCUGGAAAUUGACGAGCUGAAUUUUCUCGCGGAAUACCUGGAGCCUACAAAUUUUGCGCGCGUGUGCUAUUAUUUAAUUAGUUGCGCGGCUUACAGUGAAGAGACAGAAAGAAGACAAAUAUUAGAAUUUGCUACGGAGCAAUACCUAAAGUUUAACGAGUAUACGAGAGCAAUUUUGGUAGCGCUGCAACUUGUAAAUUCGGAACUCGUUUUCAAGUGCAUCACCGCUUGUUCCGAUUCUUUGACGAGGAACCAACUAGCUUUUAUCCUCUCCCGUCUGCAAGAUCAACCCUUGAGGUCGGAAUAUUACGGAGACGAUGCUAAGAAUAUCGAGGCGAUCCUCAGCAAUGGCCACAUAAACACCCAUUUCCAAAUUCUUGCCAGAGAGCUUGAUAUACUCGAGCCAAAGCUUCCAGAAGAUAUCUACAAGAGCUGGUUGGUAAGCGGAUUUAGGCAAAUGGAACAUGAUUCAGCUAGAGCGAAUUUAGCGGCGAGUUUCGUUUCUGGUUUCGUGCACGCGGGUUUCGGCCAGGACAAGCUGAUGGCAAACACGUCGGAUUGUUGGGUGUAUAAAAAUAAGGAACAUGGAAUGUUAUCAGCUACUGCUUCUUUGGGUUUGAUACAUAUGUGGGAUGUCGACGGUGGAUUAAUUCCCAUCGACAAGUAUCUUUAUACGAACGAAGAUUACGUGAAAUCCGGUGCCUUGCUAGCAAUCGGAUUGGUGAAUUGCGGAAUUCGUAAUGAAUGCGAUCCGGCUUUAGCACUUCUCAGCGAGUACGUAAAAUCAAACAGCCAAAUCCUUCGUAUAGGAGCCAUCCUGGGAUUAGGUCUGGCUUACGCUGGGUCCAGAAGAAAAGAUGUCACCGAACUUCUUUCUGAAGCUUUAGCCGAUGAGCAAAAUAAUAUACAAGUGUUAUCGCUGAUUGCCAUUUCUUUGGGUCUUGUGAAUGUAGGCUCGGGAGAUUCCGAUGUAUCUUCGAUAAUCCUAUUAAAAUUAUUGGGACUACCUAUGAAGGAACUUGUUAUUACACAUUCUAGAUUUUUGGCGUUAGCCCUAGGAAUGAUUUAUAUGGGAACCCGAGACGCUAUAGAAACACCAUCCGCAGCCCUGGAGGCUUUGCCGGAACCAUAUAACUUUGCUUCGCAAACUAUGCUACAAAUUUGCGCAUACGCCGGCACUGGUGAUGUAUUGAUAGUGCAAGAAUUAUUAAGGAUCUGUUCGGAAACAAUCGAGGAAGUAAUGAGCGCAAAAACAUCUGAGAAUAUUCCGAUACCAAGUUGUUGCGAUCAAAGACCACAAAGCUCUGCCAAAUUAGAAAAGAAUAAAAAAGACAGUAAUCAAAUCGAAGAACCUGCUAAAGAUAUUGGAGCUUCACAGGCUAUAGCAUCCCUUGGGGUAGGUGUAGUUGGGCUUGGCGAGGGAAAGGAAAAUUCGAGGAUCUUUGGUCAGGUUGGAAGAUAUGGGCCAACGCCAGCGCGACGCGCUAUGCCUCUCGCAUUAGCCUUAUCCUCUCUGUCAAAUGCUGACCCAGCUGUCGUAGACGUGCUGAACAAAUACAGCCACGACAAUGACGCCGAUGUCGCUCUAAAUGCGAUCUUCGCCCUCGGUCUGGUAGGCGCAGGUACCAACAAUGCGCGAUUGGCGACGAUGUUGAGACAGCUGGCGGCUUAUUACGCGAAGAAUCCGUCUCACCUGUUCCUUGUGCGUAUUUCUCAGGGUUUGGUGCACCUGGGCAAGGGCACUUUAUCUUUAUCGCCUUUGCGGUACUCUUCAAAAAUUUUAGACUAUACCGCCCUAGCUGGUUUGAUGGUUGUCCUCGUUGCGUGUUUAGAUUGCAGAAAUCUCAUAUUAUCUCAAUCUCAUUAUUUAAUGUACUGCUUAGCAAUCGCGAUGGAACCAAGAUGGCUGGUCACUGUGAAUGAAAAUCUUACGGUAUGCAAAAGGAUUGUAGAAUGUAGAUAUUCCAGAUUUAAAAACGAUAUUAUCAAUAUUUUGCAGAAUUUACCGGUAUCGGUAAGAAUCGGUCAAAGCGUGGAUGUUGUGGGGAAAGCAGGUAAUCCGAAAUCUAUUGUUGGCGGUCAUGUACAAACCACACCAGUAUUGCUGUGCACGGGCGAAAAGGCGGAAUUAGUGUCGGAUCAAUACGAGCCACUUUCCAGUGUGCUGGAGGGUUUCGUAAUCCUUCGUGAAAAACAGACUGUAGCGAGUUAGAAAAGCUCUAAAGCUUCGAAGUUCUGCAGUGGUUCUUCUGAAUUGCCUUUUGAUUUAAAUGAAGUUUUUUUUUUGUCAAAGCAAGGCAAUACCAGCAAACGUCCGCGAGCGGGAUGUGACGGCAAAGGUUUUUCUCUCCGGAUCUAUAUGAAACAGGUCAGGAAAUGAGUCUUGUGCGUAUAGCCUUUAUUAUGGGAUAUAAGCUGUUUGAUAAUUAACGCAAUAGUGAUAGUAACUUCGUUAGCUUGUUCGUAUGUUUUGCAUUUAUUUAACUUUAGGGACUAGCGGAAGCAAUGUGCUCUAUACAACAGAAACAUACAUUGGUUCGCAUUGCACAGUGGGAACAAUAACAUUGCGCCAUGAUCAGGAAUACCGGUCGUACACAAAAUCAAUAAAAAACGUGAAAUUUAUUUAUAAUAAGAAAACAAAAGGAGAUUACACAAUGUUUUUACGCGAGUAAAACGUCUCCAUAAGAAAAAAAAGAAAAAGAAAAGAAAAAUUACAGUCGUGUUGAUCUUAAAAUUGACAUUGAAAUUGUAUGUUAGCGAUCAUGGAGCAAGUCAGAUUUUCUUCGUGAUGAAGCUGUUACUCAAGGCAAUACAAAGAUCUAAAGACGUCUGAAAGAUCGUCGCUUCAAAAGAAUCUAGGAUGCCUUGGUAGGAAUUGUAAGUCUUAUAUAAAGCAUGUGUGGGACGCUUUGUAAGAUUAACAAUUCCUCUCUUUCUCGCAUAAAAUGUCCCACGACAUUUAUUUGUUAGGCACAUGACUUAAGAUAAGGGGGCGAAAUGUGUGAAUAAUAAAACGCAGCUGAUUUGAUAAAACGUCGCACCCGCGUCUGUAGUAAAGUAUAGUUCGGUGACUU
Trachymyrmex septentrionalis is the source of this 3718-nucleotide messenger RNA. RefSeq names its product 26S proteasome non-ATPase regulatory subunit 2-like. The transcript is spliced from 15 exons. Gene Ontology annotation, cellular component: proteasome storage granule; proteasome regulatory particle, base subcomplex; nucleus. Gene Ontology annotation, biological process: regulation of protein catabolic process; proteasome-mediated ubiquitin-dependent protein catabolic process. Lineage: Eukaryota; Metazoa; Arthropoda; Insecta; Hymenoptera; Formicidae. Gene Ontology annotation, molecular function: enzyme regulator activity. The coding region runs from base 97 to 2856 and encodes 919 amino acids. The record is from RefSeq and is a predicted model, not a curated record.